Molecule: messenger RNA, 2641 nt
Organism: Umbelopsis ramanniana AG
Lineage: Eukaryota; Fungi; Mucoromycota; Umbelopsidomycetes; Umbelopsidales; Umbelopsidaceae
Exons: 11
Coding region: 1-2553 (850 amino acids)
Biological process (GO): proteolysis
Cellular component (GO): membrane; cell wall; cytosol
Molecular function (GO): tripeptidyl-peptidase activity; serine-type endopeptidase activity
Source: RefSeq, a predicted model, not a curated record
AUGAUUGAAUUCAAAUACGCUCCUACUCAGCGCCAUCUCAUGCGACGCCGUAACCAUUUAUAUCGACGCCUAGAAAAUGAAAACUUGAAUCAUAUUGUCCGACAUGAGUUCAAGUACAUUAAUGCUAUAUCCAUUGAGGUUGACAAACCAUCUGAAGCGCUCAACUACUUGAAGACUUUACAUGACGUUAAAAGAAUUUGGCCAGUGAGCUUGAUCUCGAAACCAGCAAUGGAAAUACAACAUGGUGGCGACUCUGGAACAUUGACGGCUGCAAACAACAUGACCGGAGUUAUUCGAGUCCAAAAAGAAUUGGGAUUGACUGGCAAGGGUAUGAAAGUUGGCGUUAUUGAUACUGGCGUUGACUAUACGCAUCCUGCACUAGGAGGUUGUUUUGGUUCUUCGUGUAGAGUAGCUUAUGGCCAUGAUUUCGUUGGUGAUAUGUACGACGGAACAAACUCGUUCUCAGAAGAUUCCGAUCCAAUGGACAAUUGUAACGGACACGGUACUCACGUUGCAGGCAUUAUUGGAGCUCAUGAUCCCGAAAGUGGAUUUGUUGGAGUGGCUCCAGACGUUACAUUUGGAGCUUAUCGUAUAUUUGGAUGCACUGGAAGUACUGCUGACGAUAUCAUUAUGAAGGCUAUGGAGAUGGCAUUUGACGACGGAAUGGAUGUAAUUAACCUGUCUCUUGGAGAUCAAGGAUGGGCUGACUCUCCUACUGCUGUCUUAGGAAAUGCCCUGGCAGAUAAGGGUAUGGCAGUUGCAGCAGCAGCUGGAAAUGCUGGUGAUAAAGGUGCAUUCCAAGUCGGGGCCCCGGCCGUCGGACAUCAUGUCGUGUCUGUUGCAAGUGUCGAUAAUGCGAAGGUCCUUCAAUUCGCUAUCAUUGUCAACGGAAAGGAAUUCUCUUAUGUAACAGAAACAGGACACCCGAUCAACGCAAAGACCGCGGGAAUUGUGGCAACAUCAUCGGAACCCAACAAAUCUGGAGAUGGUUGCAGUGCAAUUCAAACCGACCUGACUGGAAAGUUCGCUCUGAUAAGCAGAGGUGGAUGCUUUUUUGAUGAAAAGGCUCUGAACGCGCAAGCUGCUGGUGCCGUCGGUGUGCUCAUCUAUAACAAUGAUAUUGGUAUUUUGACUCCGGCUGCGCAUGAUGUAAAGCUGAAGAUUCCAGUGGUAGGACUUUCUAAGGAAGACGGUUUGGCUAUCUUGCAAAUGCUCAGCAGCUCUGAAAAAGCGACUGUCGAGACUCCUCAGGAACACCGCUCUUUCGAUGUGCCUACAGCAGGUCUUAUCAGUAGCUUUAGUUCAUGGGGACUCUCUGCUGACUUGGACAUAAAGCCUGAAGUCAGUGCUCCUGGUGGCCAGAUAUUUUCAACCUUCCCAACCAAAAUGGGAUCUUACGCUACUCUAAGCGGAACUAGCAUGGCAUGUCCUCACAUUGCUGGUGUCAUGACUCUCAUCAGACAAGCAAGAGGGGGUGGUAGAGCUUUGGAUGCACUAACCUUGCGUACUCUGAUGAUGAAUAAUGCUCAGCCUUUCAAAGUAUUUCAAAAGGAUUACUUUGAUUCUGUUGCUCGCCAAGGUGCUGGAUUAGUUGAUAUUCAUCAAGCUAUUAAUUCUAAAGUAUUGGUUCAACCACAAAGCAUUGCAAUUGGAGAUAUCAAACAUUUAGCCGCCAAUAAUGAGUACAAGAUCACAGUUGAAAACAUCGGUCAAGACGCAACGGAAUUCAGACUCAAACAUUUAUCAGCAGCAAGCGUCCAGGCUUAUGGACCCAGUUCUUACUCUAAAUCAUUGGUCCCGUUAACCAAACCCCAAUAUACAAAUGAUCAAGGUUCGGCAGCUUCUGUAGAGUUUUCAGUAUCGGCCGUGAAUGUUCCAGCUGGAGGCAAAGUUGAGGUAUUGGUACGCAUUCAUCCGCCGGCCAAUUCCGGUUCCAUCCCGCCUACAAUCUACUCUGGUUAUCUUGUUAUCCACGACCAAAGAACCAAUUCCGAUGUGCAUGUUCCGUAUGCUGGACUUACUGCCAGUUUGCAUGACAUGGGAGUCCUUCUCCAAAACUCGACAUUGCCAAUGGUGGAACUGCCAACCAAGAACGUCAUUAGCAGCACUAGCCCAGGUUUGAUUGUCUUCCAGCUCUCCUCCGCUAGUGCGAUGGUGGUUAUCGAUGUGGUCAGCGCUGCUGAAAAAUCAAAGACCUUGGGAACAAUCCCUGGUGGCUAUGACACUUUCCUAGGUCGAAACGAUAUCAUGGAUUCGCACGAUAUUCUCGGUCUAGAGUGGCGUGGCAAUGUUGCUGAAUCAUUUGAGGCAGCUACUUCGCGUAACAAGCUGUUACCAACUUUGUAUUCCACCGGAACUCUCCGGUCGUCCUUCCACCACAACCUACGUGUCGCUUCCAAUGGUACCGUGCAUAGUCAGGCUGUGACAGGAGUCAAAGCUCUCCCGACUGGAAAGUAUCAUAUCAGAGUAUCAGCUUUGAAAAUGUUUGGAAACCCUGCAAACUCAGAGGAUUUCGAUACUUGGAUGUCUCCUGAACUUGAUGUUCAGAAUUAAAUAGAAGACCAUAAGAAACAGGUCAUACAAAUUGCAUAACAACUACCCAACUAUUCUCUAAAAGUUGUGAUAAAUAAACAAAGGAUAC